Molecule: messenger RNA, 642 nt
Organism: Encephalitozoon romaleae SJ-2008
Lineage: Eukaryota; Fungi; Microsporidia; Unikaryonidae
Exons: 1
Coding region: 1-642 (213 amino acids)
Source: RefSeq, a predicted model, not a curated record
AUGACAGCAGAAGGGGGCAAUGACGAGAUGAUAGAAGAAAGCUCGAUCACCGUAUCUUCAGGCAUAGCAGAUGAGAGCGUUGCAUUUCCUAGAGACGGGUCUCCGAAGAAUCAGAAGAAAUCAAGGUCUUGCUUCCCAAAAAGGCUUUGGAUAAAGAGGGAUGUCGAUUAUGACCUAGAUCUGUCAUAUUGCGACAAGAUUCUUAAUAGGUUUAUUUUCCAUGUAAAUACAUUGAAAGAAGGAGGAACAUAUGAAAGAGACAUAAACGAAGAUGCCUUUUACUACAAAUACAUGCCAAUCUCUCCCUGUGAUAUCGAAACCAUUAAAGACUCUCCUGAUCUCCGAGACAAAAUGAGCUGUAGAAGACUAAGAGAAAUGUCUCUUCAGUUGAUUGACCUCUGCAUGAAGCUCAAUAGAGAUGGAGAAGGCCUGAUUGAUCUAGAGACAACUACAUCAGAACUCUCGGAGGAUACCAGAGCUCUCAUCAGAGACUCCAUCCUGAAGAAAAAAAGAAUUUUAAAUCUCUUGCAUAAGGUUAGGAAUUACAUCGGAGAAAUAAUACUUAUGGGAGAGAAGUGCUAUAAUCACAUUGAGAAAUCAAGCGCUAUAGCCUUUAAACAAAUCUUAUCCCUCGAAGAUUAA